This is a messenger RNA of Symbiodinium sp. CCMP2456, 3213 nucleotides long. Lineage: Eukaryota; Dinophyceae; Suessiales; Symbiodiniaceae. The record is from the annotation of a GenBank genome assembly.
AUGAAAGAUGAGUUGCUUCUUCGACACCCUCCCUCCCUGGCACGGGUGACGGUGCAUGCGCCGGCGCCGCAACGGAAGUUUGCUUUGCUCGCGGGCUUCGUGGCUCUCCAUGGGCUUGCACUGCAAUUUUGCAUACAGACGUCCGGGCAGGCUCAUCAGGCAGCUCUUGAGCGAGUCCGCAAGCUCAACAGGGAACAUUUCCUCAAUGGGACGAAGGAAGAGGACAAGAUUCCACAAGAGCAGCUGCCUUCAGAAUGGGCCCCAAACCCGUGGGCGAGCGCAUCGCUCUUUGCGACGAUCUCCCUGCAUGUCUUUUUCCAUCUUGUCUGCCAUUGGAAGGUCAGUUUCCGAGCCUCCAUGUUGUUCCAACCUGCUCGCAACGUUCGGGAAGGUUUCUAUGUCCAGGUCACUCCGCUGCCGCACCGUGGUCGGGCGGCUUUGGUGCCCUUGAAGUUUUGCGAGACGACCCUGCGCCUGACCUUCAUCUUCCAGCGCCAGCACUACGAGUGCCUAGAACCGGGCGACAACGGCACGGAUCCCGACGAUGAGGUCGGAGAGGUUCAGUUGACGCCAUGUCCGGUCUCGGAGCCGCUCUCCAAGUACCUGCAGGCGACUGGCGUAGGCAAUGAUGAUGCUGAGCAUCUGAAGAGUCGCUUUGGCGACAACCUGCUGGAGGUGGAGCUUCCCAGCUUCUUCCAGUGCUACAAGGAGCAGCUUUUGUCGCCUUUGGUCAUCUUCCAGGUCUUCGUGGCCCUCAUCUGGGCAGCUGACGAUUUCUUUGGCUACACAUUGAUGCAGUUACUGUUCAUUUUGACGAUGGAGUCCACAAGCGUUUUCCAGCGACUGAAGACGAUGAAGAUGCUCAACAGCAUGGGCACGAAAUCUUACGGCAUUAUGGUCUUCCGAGGGGGAUCUUGGGUCGAGAAGAGCACGUCCGAUCUGGUCCCCGGUGACCUCAUUGAGCUGGUGACGGUUGCUCGUCAAGAAGGGGCCGCUGACAAGGUUGCACCGGACAUCGUGCCUUGCGACUGCGUGCUAAUUCGGGGCGAGGCCGUUGCAAGCGAAGCCAGCCUGACUGGAGAGUCUGCGCCGCAAAUGAAGGAUGCAUUGGUUCUCGAGGACAGAAGCUUGGAUCUGCAAGGAACAGAUCGUGUCCACUGCUUGUUUUCAGGCACCCGUAUUGUACGUGCAUCCGAAGGAAGCAACAAAGAUGAUCUGGAUGCAGGUGGUGCUCCUGCAGCGUCACAGGUACCGGCAACUCCAAAUGGAGGCAGCUUGGUUUUUGUGGCUCGAACAGGAUUUGCAUCCUCGCAGGGCCAGCUUCUGCAGAUGAUCGAGUUCUCGCAGGACAAGGUCUCCGGAGAUACCAGGGAGGUAAUCAUUGCUUUGCUGAUCCUGCUGGGCUUUGCUCUCGUCGCUGCAGGCUACGUUCUGAAAGUCGGCUUGGAGAAGGGCGAUAAGACCCCGCACGAGCUGCUGAUCAAGUGCGUACUCAUCCUUACGGCUGUGGUGCCAAAGCAGCUGCCGAUCCAGACAGCCAUGGCGGUCAAUACGGCCCUGAUGGCCCUCUCUCGGACGGGAGUCUACUGCACUGAGCCGUAUCGAGUGCCUCUUGCGGGCAAGUUGACACAUUGCUUUUUCGACAAGACCGGCACUCUCACCACCGACACUUUGGUGCCUGUAGGUGUGGUAAAUGCCAGCAGCCAGCCUGAGAAGGACGGCCACCAACAUCCUCCGAAGGUGAAGGUAUCUGAUGCAGAUGCGGCAGCAGCACUUGUACUGGCGGCUUGUCACUCCCUGGUCCACGUCGAUGGCAAGCUUUCAGGAGAUCCCAUUGAGGUCGCCGCUCUGCAGGGCGUUGGUUGGGCCUAUGAUUCACAGGAGGAAACUGCCAAGCCUGCGCAGAUUCCAGAUGGUGACGGCACCGAUGCCAGCAUCAGCAGUCGUGCUGGCAUCCACCGCGCGCGGAUUUUGCAGCGUUUCCACUUCGCUUCGCAGCUGCAGCGAAUGGCUGUGGUUGCAGAGGUCUCUGGUGCUGAUGGUACAGCCGUGAACCUCAGCGCGAAAGGUGGCGGCAACUAUGUCCUCGUCAAAGGGUCGCCAGAGGCCCUGAAGCCACUCCUGGCUGCAAAUGCUGCGCCGGGGUGGUACGACAGAUCUCACCUGGACUUAGCAGAGCGUGGUCUCCGGGUCCUCGCUCUGGCAUUCAGGCAGCUGCCGGCGGGGCAGGAAAAGUUGACACGCGAGGAGGCAGAGCGGGAGCUCGAGUUUGCGGGCUUCAUCGCCUUCGAGUGCCUCGUCCGGAAGGACUCUGGGCUGGUCGUGGGAGCUCUUCAGGAGUCUGACCACAAGGUCAUUAUGGUGACCGGCGACUCACCACUGACGGCGCUUCACAUCGCGCGGACUUGCGGCAUCUCCCAUCCGCAUCUGCCUGGACUGCUCCUGUCACUGCAGGCCGGAAGCGCAUCUCCCGCAUGGGCUGUGGCCACAGGCGAUCGCUGUGGUGAUUCCAUCCCGCUCACGGUUGACGGGAUCACAAAGCUGGCGAACGAGUACGCCCUCAUGGCGACAGGAGAGGCGUUGGACGCGGCCGUUGCCAUGGAGCCUGCCCUUUGGGCAAAGAUUGAUGAGAUUCGAGUCUUCGCCAGAAUGACACCGCAGGGAAAGGCCAAGAUCAUCGAAGAGUUGCAGAAACAGUCAAGGCACGUACUGAUGUGCGGAGACGGCGGCAACGACGUGGGAGCACUUAAGCAGGCGGAUGCUGGUUUGGCGCUGCUGGCUGGCUAUGGCAAUGUGAAUACUGCAGACACCAAUGACAUCGACAGUCCGUCUGAUGCAAAUACCGUAUGCGACAAGAAGGCCGAGGAAGCCUUGAAUCAGCAAGACGCGGAAAUUGCGAAACGAAACAGACGAGCUGCCAAGGACAGGCAAGCCUUCUUGUGGGAGAAACAGAAGGAGCUUUCGAAUCACCAAAAGGAGUGGCUCGAAGAGGAGAUGCAGGCACGUGCAAAAAACGGUGAUACUGGCGUUCUCGCACAGAUGGGAGCGAUGAAGUCAUCCAUGGGACGCUACACGGAAGAGCUGAAGAAGGUCAUGAAGGAAUAUGACAAGACUCACGGCAACGUUUACGAUCCGACCGAAAAGGAGAAACAGAAGCAGAAUCCUACUGCUGCUUUGGAGGAAGCUUCUGGUGGACUGCCUAUGGUCAGGCCU